UGACCGCCAUGACCUGCAGCCUCCCUGGGCCUCUGAGGACCUGUCUGCACAGCUCGUGUGUCCCCUGAAAGCCACCACUUGUCCCCGUGGACACCCAGAAGCCCAGCCCAGCCUCCCCUCCUUGCAGAAUGAGCUUCUCGCUCACAUUCUCUGAGCUGGUCAACAUCGCCAUCCCGCAGUGCGGGGUGGUGAACUUCAAGGCCCUGCACCUCCUGCUCCAGGGCAUCCUGGAGCACAUCCACCUGGCUGAGCUCAAGAAGGUCCUCUCGGGAGACGAGGACUUUCUCCAAACCCCGCUGGCCGCGUUCAUGCCCCGGGAAGCAGACGCCCAGCCCAUCCUGCACCCCUUGAAGAGGCUCAGCAACGUCUUUGACCACGUGGUGAGCCGCAUCGACAAGAUGGAGAGCCAGCUGGCCAUGCUACAGGACCUGCCAUCCACUUCCCAGCUGCUGGAGGGCAGCCGGGGCAAGGGCCAGCCGGCCCAGGAUCUGUGGCACCUGAUAAAGCUCCGGAAGAUGGUGGAAAGCAAUGAAGAAGCCAUCGCAAAGUCCAUGAAGAUUCUGCAGGAUUUGCUCACUGACAUUUAUGCACUCAAAGUCUCCACUGAAACUCUCAGAAAGGAUAUGGACAAACUGAAGGACAUACUUGAAAAGAUGCACCCAGAAAGAAUGGAUACUUUCUUGGAGGAUCUGAGAGGACAGACCCAGAAGAUAAGUGUGCUGCAGCGGAAAGUGGUUUCUCUCCAGAGCAAGAUCCUCGCCAUCCCCAAAGCUGAGGACAUGGUGCUCUGGAGCAGCCUCCAUGAAGCCAUGUUCAGCCCCGUGAGAACCAGUUCACUAGGGUUUGAUGAUUCGGAGCUGUUGCAGAUUGUGGAUCAGCCCCCAAAGACAGAUCAUCCCCAGACCACGGAGUACCCUGAAGCUGUUCGUCGUGUCCCAGUCUCAGGGGUCACCGAGCGCCCCAGGUUACCGGAGUCUGCCUGGCAUUACGAAAUCCUGGAGGAGCUACAGGAGGAGGAAUCUGCCCAAGCUGUUCUACUCGCCGGGGCCCAGGGGCCGGGGCAGCCUCAACACCUGGGCCUGCCCUCAGACCUGGGGCCGCCCUUGCCCCUGAGGCUGUCUCUGGGCCUGCACCUGCCCCAGGGUUUCAGCCCACACCACCAGCAGGCUGGCGUCUUCCCAGAGGCUGGUCCAGAGCUAGCAGUACGUCUGCUGCCGGCUGUCUCAGAAAAUCAAGAAGAAUAUUUAUCCCACGACAUGCCAGCUCCUCAGGCCAGGACCCCCAGGGCUGAGGACCCCAAAGCAGCACCCCCCAAGGCUCCCCCAUCUGCCCUUCAGCGGUUGAAGACCACCGCCACCAUUGCGGCUGCCGCCGCCGCCUCCUACGCAAAGGCCGCCACAUUGGCAGCCCGGCAAGCUGAGGCCGCCACCAAGGCCAUCAAAAAUGCCCCGGCCACCAAGUUGGCCACCAUAGCAACAUCCGUGGCUGCAUCUGGGCCCCUAGGGGUUUUCGCAGACAUCCUGGGCGCGGGAUCUUCCCGUGGGGCCUUGGCCUCUGUGUCCUUGGCUGAGGACACCAAGGCAGAAGACUUGCAGGGUUACAGCGAAGACUUCUAUCCCCCAUACUCUGCUGCCAGCAUCUCCCCCGGUAGGGCCUUGUCCCAGGCCAUGCUGGCUGCCCAGAAUGCCGUGACCACCGAGGACAAGAAGGAGGCUGUCAGGUACUCCAUGGGCCACAUAGCCCAGAUGCCCAUUAGACACGACUCCCUGAAAGAAGAUUUUGUACAGCUGUCGUCCAGCCUUCAGCAGCACUUGACUUCUCUAGCUAAUCUGGGAGCCUCUUCUAAGCUCGGCACGACAGUGGACGUACUGCAGGAAAAGAUUGGGAACCUCCAGAGAUCCAGGAUGAAGGAGGAGGAACUUGAAAGAAUUUGGGGCCACCAAAUAGAGAUAAUAAAGGAUCACCACCUCGUGCUGGACAGGGCAGUGGAAAAGCUCCAGACUCGCCUGGGUGACUUGAAGAUUGUCCAUGCUCAAAUUAAAAACCUCGAAAUGCACAAGGUGGACAAAAGUGUGAUGGAGCAGGAGCUGAAAGAGAAAGCCGACAGGAGCACCCUGGCAGGCAAGGCGAGCCGAGCUGACCUGGAGACGGUGGCGAUGGAGCUGAACGAGAUGAUUCAGAGCAUGCUUUUCAGGGUCGUGACCCACGAGAAUGACUGGAAGAAGACUGCGGAAAAGCUGAGCAAGGACCUGAGCACCAAGCUGGCCCACAGUGAUUUGGAUGACCUGAAGAAAGACGUGGAUGAGGUCUGGAAAAUAGUCAGGAAGCUGCUGAUUGAAGGCCUCCGAUUUGACCCUGACAGUGCUGCUGGCUUUAGGAAGAAACUGUUUGAGCGGGUGAAAUGCAUCUCCUGCGACCGGCCCGUGGAGAUGAUGACCGGCCCGCAACUCAUCACCAUCCGCAAAGCCCACCUCCUCUCGCGGCUGCGCCCCGCCAGUGCCAACAGCUAUGAGUACCUGCAGCGGCAACGGAUGAGGGAACACCAGCAGCUACAGCAGCUUCAGGAUCUUGAAGACCAGGACAGGAGUCUGGAUGCGUUGGGACCCCAGCAGGACUGGGGCGACGGCCCCAGCAAUGAUGCUAACCUCAAGUUCAAGUCCUAUGACUUGUCAACAUUCUACCCCUACGGGGACCCUGAGGUGUUGGACUACGACACAGCCGAGGUGGACAUUCUGGGAGUGGACGGGAUCCUGUACAAGGGCCGAAUGAUCAACCAGGAUGGGGCACGGCCUUCGACGGGCAUGGAGAAGGAGCUGGCAGCUGUGAAGGUUCCGCAUCCCCCAACUCGAAGCCUGUAUGAUCGUGAACGCCCGAGUGCCUUGUUUGGUGCCAUCUACCCCCGCCUGCACCCCCGCAAGAGUGUGUGCUCAGCCACCUCGGGCUCCCAGCCUCCAAUGCCAGCUCGGCCUCCAUCGCUGCCGCCCCUGCCCCUGCUGCCACCACUGACGCCAUCCCAGGGGGACCCCCAGCAGGUCCCGCGGCCUGCCCGGCACACACGACCUCUGCGCCUCGAGUCCCGAGCCAGCACGCAGCCUGCCAACCCGGGGACAUGGUUCCUGGCCUGGGAUGCAGCGGCCGUGCCGGGCUGGACCAGGAGGAAGGGAACCAACCGUGCCAGUCAUGCGGGCUGGCCUGGAUCCACGGAAAACGACCCCACCAACACGUGCAGCUCUUAUCCCCCAGAAGAGGAGAAACGGCCCCCGAGAGCAGAGCAGAUCGCUGCCAUUGGGUUCCCAGCACCUCGUGCUGUGCCCCCGACACGCCCUCGGCCAGCCUGGGAGUGGGUCUGA
Molecule: messenger RNA, 3350 nt
Organism: Lynx canadensis (Canada lynx)
Lineage: Eukaryota; Metazoa; Chordata; Mammalia; Carnivora; Felidae
Gene: CE3H16orf96
Product: chromosome E3 C16orf96 homolog
Exons: 20
Coding region: 129-3350 (1073 amino acids)
Source: RefSeq, a predicted model, not a curated record